CUGUUAUACAGUACAAAACGCAUAAAAAAGCGUGAUUGCACCGGCAAGCCUGGUGCCUUCCAGCCUGGGUUUUUUGGUGCUGAAUAUUUCGUUUUCCAGCACAACAAGUGGGGAAAGGAAGAGAAAUCUUCGAAUCCGUUCAAGAAAGGAGAAGAUUUUGAUCUUCGCAUUCGGGUUCACGAUGACAAAUUUGAAAUUUUCGGAAAUCAAAAAGAAAUUCACGUCUAUAAAACCCGUGUCAACAUUGCCGCAGUGGAGUAUUUCGCCGUCCGUAAAGACGUACAGUUGAAAGGAGUACACUGGGGCGGACGCUAUUACAAUUUGCCGUUCGAGACUCAGUUUCCUGGUGGAUAUCUGAGGGCCGAAGAACGAGUCUACGUCUAUGGUAUCCCGAAGGGUGAUCGUUUCGAAAUCAAUUUCUUGGCACAAAAUGGUGAUAUCCUUUUCCACUUCAACCCGCGAUUUAAAGAAAAGAAGAAUUGCACCUCAUCUGGACGUGAGAGUGUAAAUCGGGAAUCAGUGAAAGACCCGCAUUAA
This is a messenger RNA of Gongylonema pulchrum, 537 nucleotides long. Lineage: Eukaryota; Metazoa; Nematoda; Chromadorea; Rhabditida; Gongylonematidae. The record is from the annotation of a GenBank genome assembly.